Nannizzia gypsea CBS 118893 is the source of this 2163-nucleotide messenger RNA. Its product is annotated as lipin-1. NCBI's taxonomy places the organism in Eukaryota, Fungi, Ascomycota, Eurotiomycetes, Onygenales, Arthrodermataceae. Gene Ontology annotation, biological process: triglyceride biosynthetic process; fatty acid catabolic process. Bases 1 to 2163 code for a protein of 720 amino acids. Gene Ontology annotation, cellular component: nucleus. Gene Ontology annotation, molecular function: phosphatidate phosphatase activity. The record is from RefSeq and is a predicted model, not a curated record. The transcript has 4 exons.
AUGCAGUACGUCAGAAGUAUCAGCGGUUCGGUAUCUAAGACAUGGAACUCAAUCAAUCCGGCCACCCUCAGCGGUGCCAUCGACGUGAUAGUCAUUGAGCAAGAAGACGGAACACUUGCAUGUUCGCCGUUCCAUGUCCGUUUCGGCAAAUUCUCCCUGCUUCGACCGUACGAGAAGAAGGUCGAGUUCAGUGUCAAUGGGGUCAAGCAAGACUAUGCAAUGAAACUCGGGGAGGGCGGGGAAGCCUUUUUCGUAUUUGAAACCACUGGCGACGUCCCAGAAGACCUGCAGACUUCUCCCGUCAUAUCACCCGCUAUCAGCCCGCAGUCGUCGCCAGAAGGGACCAGUAACAGCAGUGCCUACAACCUACAAGAACCCGAGUACCUCGACCUUACCUCAAAGUCGUCUACCCCUCCGAAACAGCCACGCGCGAUAACGGAACCCCUCUUGAAUGGCGAGGCUGAGCCCCCUUCGCCUAUCGCAAAGAAUGCCCACGAAAUAGGCCAUAAGCUAGACAGGUCUCGGUCCGAUGACCUGCUGGACGCAGGCCGUGCAAAUGGCCUGGGUGCAAACAGUUCACCGCAGACCACGCGGUCCCAGAGUCCGCCCCCAAUAUCCCGCCAAGAGGCAUACUCUAGAGCCAUUUCGCUGUCCAAAAAGCUAUCUGGGUCCAAUAUUCCUUCCAAGGUCACCGAGAGCGGUGACCUAAUGCUUGAUAUGACCGGAUACAAAAGUAGUGAAGACGAUGCCCUGAGAGCAGAGGUGGUAGCCCGUAAGAUUCUGGCCGAAGAGCUGGAAGGAAACUACGAUAUCGGUGCCUUGAUUGGAGCUGAUGAGCACGGCAACCUGUGGAUCUACAGUAGUGAAGAGGCCAAGGAGGCCGCUGGUCGUAAGGCUUCCUAUAACACUAUCCAGCACCAUAACGGUAUGGCAGACGACGCCAUAUCGGACCCAGGAUACCAAAGCGACAAUGAUCAGCUAGACUAUAAUAACCACCCACAGAAACACCACCGUUCUCAGUCGGAUGCGCAACUAGAAUACCCUACCCCGCCGCAAACUCCAACAGAUAAGCAACAGGAAAACGGCCGUAGCUAUGCGAAGACCUUGCGGUUAACGAGCGACCAGCUUAAGGCACUCAACCUCAAGCCUGGUGCAAACCCGAUAUCGUUUAGCGUCAACAAGGCCGUCUGUCCCGCUACCAUGUACCUAUGGAGCUACAAGGUUCCCAUUGUCAUCUCAGACAUCGACGGGACCAUCACCAAGUCUGAUGCUCUCGGGCAUGUUCUAAACAUGAUUGGUCGGGACUGGACCCAUCUCGGUGUUGCGAAGCUCUACACUGACAUUGCGAGCAAUGGCUACAACAUCAUGUACCUAACAAGUAGAUCUACCGGCCAGGCGGACACCACCCGAGCAUAUCUCAAAGGGAUUUUGCAGGAUGGAUAUAAGAUCCCCCAGGGCCCAGUGAUCAUGAGCCCUGACCGAACAAUAGCCGCACUACGGCGUGAGAUAUACCUCCGCAAACCGGAAGUAUUCAAAAUGGCCUGUCUGCGCGAUAUCCUUAGUCUUUUUGAAGGGCGUCAGAAUCCCUUCUAUGCCGGAUUCGGUAAUCGCCUUACCGAUGCACUCAGUUAUCGAUCCGUUAAUAUCCCCUCAACCAGGAUAUUUACCAUCAACUCCAACGCAGAAGUCUCGCUUGAUCUUCUCAGCUUAACCAAGUAUAAGAGCAGCUACGUGACAAUGAGGGAGCUGGUCGACCACUUCUUCCCGCCAGUCAGCACACUUGUGCAAGAAGGCGGCGAGGAGUUCACAGAUUUCACAUAUUGGAGGGACCAGCCGAGGGAGCUAGACGAAUUUUCGCUUACCGACACCGACGUCGGCUCAGAUCGAGCUGACGAUGACGAUGAGUUUGACACCGAUCACCGCAGCGGUAUCCGCGAGACCUAUAUAUCUCGCGACUCGAUAGAGAUUUCCGGCGAUAUGCAUGAUUCGAUACAUGACUCCGUAUACGAGGACAUGGACGAUAUCUCUGAAGAAGACGAAUACGAUGAAGAAGACGGCCGGCGGAUGUCUGAUGAGGUUCCUGCACCGUCAGGCGAAGAUAACGAUGAUUCCGGGGUACCCAGGUCUCCGGCACGCACUCCCAGAACCCUUCCUGUCCGCUAG